AUGAGUAAUACUGAUUUUCUGGGGCGGGCGAUCGAAACGGUCAAGAAGGCGAUCGAGAAUGACAACGAUGGCGAGUACGAAAAGGCUUAUCAGAUGUACUACUCCGCACUGGAAUUGUUCAUGUUGGCCUUGAAAUGGGAGAAAAACCCAAAAUCUAAAGAGAUGAUCCGCUCAAAGGCCGGUGAAUAUAUGGACCGCGCGGAGAAGCUUAAGAAUCACCUGGCCGAGGAUCGGAAAAAACCAAGUGCGGUUGGCGCAAAUGGGAAGGUGGCGCAAGGCAGUGGGAAGGGAGGUGAGUCACUGUCCUACGUUAUCCCCGCUAACAACAACGGCUCGCACAGAAAGGAAGAUGACGAUAACGGCGAAGAUGCGGAAGCGAAAAAGCUUCGAUCGGCGCUUCAAGGAGCGAUUCUGUCGGACAAGCCGAACGUGAAGUGGGAGGAUGUUGCUGGCCUGGAGAAUGCAAAGGAAGCAUUGAAGGAAGCAGUUAUUCUUCCCAUCAAGUUCCCCCAUUUGUUCACUGGCAAGCGUCAACCCUGGAAAGGUAUCUUGCUUUACGGUCCUCCAGGAACGGGAAAAUCUUAUCUUGCCAAAGCCGUGGCAACGGAGGCAAAUAGCACAUUCUUCAGUGUCAGCAGUAGUGACCUUGUCUCGAAGUGGAUGGGUGAGAGUGAAAGACUCGUGAAGCAGUUGUUUAACAUGGCUCGUGAGAAUAAGCCCGCGAUUAUCUUCAUUGAUGAGGUUGAUGCGCUGUGCGGACCCCGUGGCGAAGGAGAAUCUGAGGCCUCACGGCGUAUCAAGACUGAACUACUUGUACAGAUGGACGGUGUCGGCAAAGACUCCAAGGGCGUUUUGAUUCUGGGGGCAACCAAUAUCCCCUGGCAACUGGAUGCUGCCAUUCGACGACGGUUCCAGCGAAGAGUACACAUCAGUCUUCCCGACUUCAAUGCACGAAUGAAGAUGUUCAUGCUAGCCGUAGGCUCGACGCCAUGUCAAAUGACCCAAACCGACUACCGCCAACUAGCCGAUCUCAGCGAGGGAUACUCCGGUAGCGAUAUUAGUAUUUGCGUGCAGGAUGCACUGAUGCAGCCAAUCCGCAAGAUUCAAGGAGCAACACAUUAUAAAAAGGUACUCGACGAGGGCGUAGAGAAAGUCACGCCCUGCUCACCGGGGGAUGCGGGCGCAGAGGAAAUGACCUGGCUCGACAUCGAUGCUGAUAAGCUUCUGGAGCCACCUCUCACUCUGAAGGAUUUCAUCAAAGCCGUUAAAAACUCUCGACCAACCGUUAGCGGAGAGGAUCUCACGAGGAACGCUGAAUGGACCCAAGAAUUCGGCAGUGAGGGCGCCUGA
Penicillium digitatum Pd1 is the source of this 1350-nucleotide messenger RNA. The record is from RefSeq and is a predicted model, not a curated record. NCBI's taxonomy places the organism in Eukaryota, Fungi, Ascomycota, Eurotiomycetes, Eurotiales, Aspergillaceae.